AUGUCCGCUUCCCGUACAGUCAUUUGUCUGCUGAGGAACGAUCUGCGGCUGCAUGAUAACGAGGUGUUUCACUGGGCUCAGAGGAAUGCAGAGCACAUAAUACCGCUGUACUGCUUCGACCCGCGCCAUUACCAGGGCACAUAUCACUACAACUUCCCCAAAACUGGCCCCUUCCGGCUGCGCUUCCUCCUAGACAGUGUAAAAGACCUGAGGGCCUUGCUGAAGAAACACGGCAGUACACUGUUGGUCAGACAGGGAAAGCCGGAGGAUGUUGUCUGUGAAUUGAUUAAGCAGCUGGGUUCAGUCUCUACUGUGGCGUUUCAUGAAGAGGUGGCGUCAGAGGAGAAGAGUGUGGAGGAGAAGCUGAAAGAAAUCUGCUGCCAAAACAAAGUCAGAGUUCAGACCUUCUGGGGAUCCACACUUUACCACAGAGAUGAUCUGCCAUUCAGUCACAUUGGAGGGUUACCUGAUGUUUACACACAGUUCAGAAAGGCAGUGGAGGCUCAGGGACGAGUGCGACCGGUGCUUUCCACUCCAGAACAGGUGAAAUCCCCCCCUUCUGGACUGGAGGAGGGUCCCAUUCCUACAUUUGACAGCCUAGGACAGACAGAGCCAUUGGACGACUGUCGUUCUGCCUUCCCGUGCCGUGGUGGAGAAACUGAGGCUCUUGCUAGACUGAAGCAUUAUUUCUGGGAUACAAAUGCAGUUGCAACUUAUAAAGAGACCCGGAAUGGAAUGAUUGGAGUGGACUUUUCCACAAAGUUUUCUCCUUGGCUCGCAUUGGGCUGCAUCUCACCCAGAUACAUUUAUGAGCAGAUUAAAAAGUACGAAGUCGAACGAACCGCCAACCAAAGCACCUACUGGGUGAUAUUUGAACUUCUGUGGAGAGAUUACUUUAAGUUUGUGGCUUUGAAAUACGGAAACCGAAUCUUUUAUAUGAACGGUCUGCAAGACAAGCAUGUGCCAUGGAAUACAGAUAUGAAGAUGUUUGAUGCAUGGAAAGAGGGAAGAACUGGCGUGCCAUUUGUAGAUGCCAACAUGAGAGAGCUCGCGCUCACUGGAUUUAUGUCCAACAGAGGACGUCAAAAUGUGGCCAGCUUUCUGACCAAAGACCUGGGCUUGGACUGGAGACUUGGCGCCGAAUGGUUUGAAUACCUGCUGGUGGAUCAUGACGUCUGCAGCAACUAUGGAAACUGGCUGUACAGCGCAGGAAUAGGAAACGACCCAAGAGAAAACAGGAAGUUUAAUAUGAUCAAACAAGGACUGGAUUAUGACAAUAAUGGCGACUAUGUCCGUCAGUGGGUUCCUGAGCUUCGAGGUAUUAAAGGUGGAGAUGUUCACACACCAUGGACCCUCAGCAACUCAGCGCUGUCACACGCACAGGUCUCACUCAACCAAACAUACCCUUGUCCCAUCAUCACCGCACCCGAGUGGAGUCGACACGUCAAUAACAAAUCAUCUGGCUCGUCAUCAUCUAAAGGAAGAAAGGGUUCAUCUUACACAGCAAGACAACACAAAGACAGAGGCAUUGACUUCUACUUCUCCAAGAACAAACAUUUUUGAGGAGAAGAUGAGGUGAAAUUGCACUUUUACUCAAGUGACACUGCAGCAUCUGCUCAGGCCACAGUUUACAUUGCUGAAUGAGGAAGAGGAAAUCGAAAAACAGUGUGGUUUUAUGUUGCUCUUUCUGAAUCUGUUUUCAUACACAUACAGAAAUGGCUACUUGCUUUCUUUUUUUUGUUCUUACAAAAACUGUUACUCUAUUUUUCAUGUAUUUAUUUGUAUUGCAUUAAGUUCAGUAUGACAGUUUUAGUGGUAGUAUCCCUUAAGAUGUCCUUGUUUAGUACAAAAGUAAGAUCAUUUAUAAUCAUUUUUCAUUAUGCUCUACCUAAAAAUAAAACCGUUGGGAUUUUGUUGGA
Messenger RNA from Danio rerio (zebrafish), 1919 nucleotides. It is a transcript of the gene cry-dash, whose product is annotated as cryptochrome DASH. The record is from RefSeq and is marked provisional. Gene Ontology annotation, molecular function: DNA photolyase activity. Gene Ontology annotation, biological process: DNA repair. NCBI's taxonomy places the organism in Eukaryota, Metazoa, Chordata, Actinopteri, Cypriniformes, Danionidae.